Messenger RNA from Vespa mandarinia (Asian giant hornet), 1388 nucleotides. RefSeq lists its product as uncharacterized. The record is from RefSeq and is a predicted model, not a curated record. Lineage: Eukaryota; Metazoa; Arthropoda; Insecta; Hymenoptera; Vespidae.
CGAUCUUCUUGGCAAUCGUAUCUGGACUGGUGAUGCUGAAUGAAAGGCAGCUUUCUCAGCACCUUUCCUUUUCGCUCGAUCAUGCGAGUUUACUUUCUGAUUGGUGUCAUUGCUCUCGCUACUGCAUUGGAGGAUGCUGUUUCACAACGCCAGAUUAAUGGAGAUCAUCUUGACCAGGAAGAAGGUGUAAUCGAUAAAAUAUUUAACAUUCCAAUUACGGCGGUUAAACAAACUGCAAUAGCGGCGCAAUCGUUCACACCGGAAAAUAAAGAAACGAUCGACAACAUUUUUCAGAUUCCAAUUUCAACGUUGGAGGCCGUUGGAAAACUCGUAAAAACAACUUCGUCACAGAGAUUAGAAAACGCUGAUGAAAUUCAAAAGAGACGUCAGGAGAGACGCGAUAGGAUACAGGCUCAACGAGAGGAACAAAGAUUAAGAAGAGAACAAAUACAAAAUGAACGAUUGCAAAAGAAAGCAUCGAGAUAUCCGAGACAUCAUCAAAAUGAUCCUUUUGGAUUAAAUUCAUUGACGAAGCUUUUUAUUGGCCAUCAUGGUGUCAUUUACAGACCUCAACAGAUACAUACCUUUCUUGGAAAUUAUCACUGUUGUCUGAGUGAUGGUCAUGGCGGUAAUCAUGGAACUCAUGGAAGCCAUGGAGGUGUACAUGAAAUUCUUGGUGGUGGCGGACAUGGUUCUAACAUAUAUCAGGUACACGAGAAUAUCGACGAAGGUAAUGGAUCGAUCGGAACUUUUUUCGGGCAUUUUUCAUUGAAUCCAUCGAAAGAUAAAAUUCAGAAUAAGAUAGCGCCGUCGAUCAAUGACGAACAAAAUGAUCCAAUAUUUGACAAUAUUUCGACAAGGAGAAAGGACAGAUCUAGAUAUCGAUACGACGAGCAACCACCGUUAGAGAAUAAAAUAGCUCCACGAAAUACCAAGAUUACGUUUGUUUGAAUCUACUUUAAUUUAAUUUUUUCUAGAAUUUUGUUUACAAUUUUAUAUAUAUAUAUAUAUAUAUGUAUAUUUUUUUUUAUUAUUAACAUUAACUAUUACAACGAACGAUUUUUAAGAUUAUAAAUUGCGUCAAAUGUAAUUAGUCAUUUUAUAAAUUCUCAUUUUACAGAUUAUUGAUCAAUCGUUUAGUUUAUUGAAAUAUCUCGUUCUAUUGAAUUUCAUUAUCAUAGGAAGUACGUCACAAGAAUUAUCCGACCAAUGAAAACCGGUUAGAAUAUAAUGUGCAUAUAAAAAUAAUAAUAAAGUGCAUAUAAAAAUGCACUUAUUCGUUUACGUUUAAUGGACAUGUGAGAGUGAAUAAUUUGUUUUUUUAUUUCUCUUUUCUUUUCCUUUUUUUCCUUUUUUUUUUUUUUGUUUUUUUCUUCGUAUAAAUUUAA